UCUCUUGGACAGACAAUUAAAACUGUGGUUGUUCUUAUAUUCUUGUUUCAGAUGGACCCUACUAGAAUUUCAAAAGAACAUGCACACUGUGUCAGAACACUUUUUGGGCAUCAAGAAAAUACAGAUUUGCAUGAUACAUCCUUUGAAACUCAAGAAGCAAAGUUAAUGCCAGAAUCAUGUAGAAGCAUGAAACAGGCUCUCCAAAGAGCUGUGCAGAAGGAAAUCCAGCGUGUCAUGGGAAGAGCAUCGCCAAGACCAGAAAAAGCUGCAAUGGAGGCGUUAGGAAUGGAGCUGUACAAGAGAAGCAAACCUGAGAAGCAGCCUUUUGCCCAUCUCAUUAUUGAUGAUAAGAAUAUUCCAUCUGGAACUCGCAAAGUGAACCUCACAUCCUGGCAUCAUGACAAAGGCCAGGCAAACUUAUCAAAUAUGACAUUCAGUGAUGGAAAACUAAUUGUUAAUCAAGAUGGAUAUUACUACCUUUAUGCCAACAUUUGUUUUAGGCAUCAUGAAACUUCAGGAAACCUGACUAAAAGAGGGCUUCAGCUGAUGGUGUAUAUGACUAAGACAAACCUUAAAAUAAGGCGCUCCGAUGUGUUGAUGAAGGGAGGAAGCACCAAAUACUGGUCAGGGAAUUCAGAAUUCCAUUUUUAUUCUGUUAAUGUAGGAGGAUUUUUUAAAUUAAAAUCUGGUGAAAUGAUAACUAUCCAGGUAUCAAACCCAUUGCUACUGGAUUCAUCACAAGAAGCAACUUAUUUUGGGGCAUUUAAAGUGAGGGAUUUAGACUGA
Molecule: messenger RNA, 786 nt
Organism: Antrostomus carolinensis (chuck-will's-widow)
Lineage: Eukaryota; Metazoa; Chordata; Aves; Caprimulgiformes; Caprimulgidae
Gene: TNFSF11
Product: TNF superfamily member 11
Exons: 4
Coding region: 52-786 (244 amino acids)
Biological process (GO): immune response
Cellular component (GO): membrane
Molecular function (GO): tumor necrosis factor receptor binding
Source: RefSeq, a predicted model, not a curated record